Molecule: messenger RNA, 1114 nt
Organism: Clupea harengus (Atlantic herring)
Lineage: Eukaryota; Metazoa; Chordata; Actinopteri; Clupeiformes; Clupeidae
Gene: snrnp25
Product: small nuclear ribonucleoprotein 25
Biological process (GO): mRNA splicing, via spliceosome
Cellular component (GO): U12-type spliceosomal complex
Molecular function (GO): protein binding
Source: RefSeq, a predicted model, not a curated record
UUUGUGUUCGUUUGCAGAACGCCGGUAUAUUCAUAGAAGAAGAUUUCAUGCAGCUAGUGUUUUGCUAUCCGAAAUCUUAGUUGCUAGAUUACACAAACGCGAAAGUAAUCACUUAAUAAGAAAAUAUUGUUGCUCAAGCUGGAGAAGGGAACAUACGUAUGAAAAGUGUUAAUUAAGCCAGUUACUGACAGAACCUGAACUGUUAGAUGGUUAGCUAUGCUCCAAAGUUCGAUUGUGGACCGACUUGUUAGCUAACUUUACUUACAGCAACUCGCAGAUAACACUACAGUACAGUUAAACAAUAGUGUUUCUUGGACGCUGUGGCGAGAAUGUUUUUAGAUUGUUUUUGGUAACGUGGGUGAAGUGUCAACCCGUGAACCUGUGUUUGCAAUACGGGACGGACGUUAAACAUGACGGAUGUCAGUAGCCCUCCUGAAGAAGGAGAUAUGAUUGAGCAUCUUAAAGAAGAAGAGGACGAGGAAGAGCUACCGCACUCGGAAAUUUUAGACAUCUUUGAGGAAGGACUGGCUCUGAUCGUUCAGGACCCUCUGCUCUGCGACCUCCCAAUCCAGGUGACCCUAGAAGAGGUGAACUCGCAGGUUGCUCUUGAGUACGGUCAGGCUAUGACUGUGCGAGUAUCGAAGGCGGACGGGGAGGUCAUGCCCAUUGUGGUUGUGCAACAGGCAACAGUGCUCCACCUGAAGAAAGCCAUCCGCAGGUACCUCGAACUCAAACAGCAACGCGAAGGAGGCAUCAAACACAUAAGCUGGAGAUACGUAUGGAGAACAUUUAAUUUAGUCUUUAAUGGCGAAAAAAUGGACGAAGACGGAAAGAAAUUGAAAGAUUAUGGGAUCAAAAACAGAGACGAGGUGACAUUUGUCAAGAAGCUGAGGAAAAAAUGAUUGCAAUGCAAAUUUCUUUCGUGUUUAGGAUAUACAAAUUAUCUAGUUUUUUUGGCUACCUCGCAUCUUUGUGUGUUUUCCGAGGUGUAUUUCUCACCCCUUACUGUCGCGUCACCUCUGGACUUGAUCUGUAUCGCACAAUAUUCUUCAUGGUUUUUAAUGCAAAACAGCAUCGCAUUUGUCCUUGUUUAAUUAAAAGACCUUAACUUUCA